Molecule: messenger RNA, 738 nt
Organism: Aspergillus mulundensis
Lineage: Eukaryota; Fungi; Ascomycota; Eurotiomycetes; Eurotiales; Aspergillaceae
Exons: 2
Coding region: 1-738 (245 amino acids)
Biological process (GO): secondary metabolite biosynthetic process
Cellular component (GO): cytoplasm; nucleus
Source: RefSeq, a predicted model, not a curated record
AUGCCCGCGCCCCUCCCCCGCAUCGCCUGCUUCCACGGCUCCGGCUCCAGCGCCGCGAUCUACGAAAUCCAAUGCUCGUUCCUUGCAACGCUCCUCGCAAAGCAAUUCACGCUCGAGUUCUUUAAUGGCCCGUUUCCGCGCUCCGCUGGCCCGGGCGUCCUCCCCGCGUUCGCAGACUACGGCCCGUACAAGUCCUGGUUCGAGCCGGAGUCCGAUAACUCCAAGGCUGAUGGGUCUGGGUAUGAUACCUCGGGUCGGGAUGGGAUUGAGAGAGUGUUGAAGCUUAUGGAGGAGCGUGCGCGCGAGAAGGGCUUUGGGAAUGAGGCUUGGGUUGGUGUGAUGGGGUUCUCGCAGGGGACGAGGAUUGCGAGUGGGUUGUUGUUGAAUCAGCAACGGUGGGAUGAGGUUGAAAAACAGGGGAAGGGGAAGAGGAGUGUUGGUAAGGACAUCAAGUUGAAGUUUGGGGUUAUGUGCAAUGGCGGUGGACGGCCGAUGGAGAGCGAGGUUGGAUUCAAGCUCGACGAGCCCGACAUGAUCGUCCGGAUACCGACCCUCCACGUGCACGGGCUCAGGGACGAGUUCUUGACGUAUGGGCGUGACCAGCUGCGGCAAUACUUCGAUCGAGAGAAAGCGAUAUUGUACGAGAUCAACUACCACCACGCGAUGCCAUGGGUUAAAGCCGAGUCGGAGGAGUUGGCGAGGCGCGUUACGGAGUUGUAUAAAGCGACAAAGGACUAG